AUGCCAGGUUUCGCGGACUCGUUUUGGUCGGCAGACUAUGCCGCAGGGCUGGGCGUCUUGUUUGGCAAGCUCCAGCAGGGCGUGCAGGAGAACCGACAGGUCCUGACCGUUGCCCGCAUGCGCGCCGAGGCCGAGGAGCUCUACGGCCAGAAGCUCGGAGACAUUGCCCCCGCCGCCGACAAGCUGACCGGCGGCUUCGCUCGUGACGAUGGCGCCAGCGUGCGCAAGGCCUACGACGGCGUGCGCACCGAGAUGGAGGAUGCCGCCAAGAACCACAAGAAGAUCGCCCAGAGCAUCAGGGACCUGGUCGUGAACCCGUUCGCGAGGUGGUGCGAUGCGCACGAGACCCGCAUCCAGGAGUCGCAGGACGAGCUGCAGACGCGCAUCAAGGCCCACGACCGCCAGGCCGAGGCUGUCAAGAAGCUGCGCAGCAACUACUUCAACAAGUGCCGCCUGGUCGAGGACAUCGAGGAGGAGAACAAGAUGGCCUUCCAGACGGCCGAGACGAGCCCCAAGCAGCCGCCCAACCCGAACGCCCCCGCCAUCCCCGAGAUCAAGGUCUCCGAGAACAAGGAAGAGGAGGAUGACGAGAUCUACGAGAUUGGCGACGAGACGUACCACACCGAGGCUGUGAAGAAGAUCCUUGAACACAUGCUCAACACCAUCAAGAUGGGAGAGACCAAGGUCCCCAUCCUGGGAACCUACCUCAACACCUCUGCCGGUUCCGAUAUUGUCGAGUAUCUGCAGAGAUAUAUGAACACGACCAGCGUCAGCUAUGCCGAGCGGAUCGGCCAGGAUCUCAUCAUGAACGGAUUCCUCCGUCUGGUCGGCAACGUGGGAAACACAUUUGCCAACAGUUCUCGCAUGUACUACCAAUGGAAGCCCAAGGCUUUCCAAUUAGCUGGCGUGCCUGAGAAGAAGAACCCCAUGUCCAGGACUUUCUCUCUACCCGCAUCGCCCGAGAAUGCCGCGGAUUCUCCUGUCAUUGGCGCUGUGGGCGAGUACCUCCAGGGAUGGGGCCUCAACAACCAAUACCCCAACGAGACGCCCGCAGACCGCCUGCGCCGGGAAGCGAGGGAGACGGACGACAAGUACAAGGCAGGCGUCCGGAAGCUUGACGAGCUGCGCUGCGAGCUGGAAGAGGCUAUCCUUGUACACCUCAAGUUCCUCGAACGUUGCGAGCUGGAUAGGCUAAAGGCCAUCAAGACCGUGGUGCUCGACUUCUCCGGUACCAUCGGCAAUGUCAUUCCUAGCCUUCAGGCCACCGUCGACCGGAUGAUACUGUAUCAGGAGACAGUACAACCUGAGGGAGAUUUGCGAUAUCUGCUGGAGAACUACCGCACUGGCCAGUUUGCCCCGAAGGUUGUCACGUAUGAGAACUACUACAACAAGGUGGACGAGCAAACCUUUGGUGUUGACCUAGAGGCCCGGGCUAGAGCCGACAAGAAGCGCGUGCCUCUCAUUAUCACCAACAUCCUCACCUAUCUUGACAACCACUAUCCCGAUUUGGAGGGUGACGAUGCUAGACGGGGCGUUUGGCUGGUUGAGGUUCCUUUGGCCCAGACUCACAAGCUCCGGGCAAAGAUCAACGACGGCAAGUCAUUUACGCAGGAAACACUGUCCGAAUUCGAUGUUCCCACGGUUGCCAGUGUCCUAAAGCUCUACCUGCUGGAACUGCCUGAUUCUCUCGUCUCGUCUCAUGUAUAUGAAAUCAUCCGCACCAUCUACAACACGCCAGCAACAGACGGGUCAGAGGCCGCACGCGUCAACGUCCUGCAGCAGACCCUGUCCCAAUUACGCCUUACCAACAUUGCCACCCUCGACGCUUGCAUGAACCACUUCACCCGCCUGAUCGACCUGACCUCUGCAGACGAGCAAUAUGUCGUUGCUCUUGCUACCUCCCUGGCACCCUGCAUUCUGCGACCCCGAACUGAGACUUCCCUGACAAUGGAAGAGAAGCAUGCUUACCGGUUAAUUCGUGAUCUCUUUGAGCACAAGGGCCCCAUCUUCUCGGAGCUCAAGCGCAUGUCGACGCUCUCCCACUCGAGCUCCGUAACGUCAAACCGCCCUCGUGCCAUUAGCACCGACGAGAGCAACCGUCGAGCCCAUAUGGAGGAGCGCCAGCGGGCUCUCCUGGAGAAGGCAGGCGCCAACCCCAGGGGCCGCGCCACCAGCCCGGCACCCAGCCCCCGCCACCGCCGCGAUCGCAGUGUAGGCGGCCCCGAGACACGGUUCCCUAUCCAAACCUCGCCAACUGCCACCACCGACCGCCACCGGACCAGCAUGGCCUCCCUCGCGGGCGGCGUGAAGCGCUCGAGUCUGGAGGUCCCUGACAGUGCCGGCUCCGGGGGACCUCCCCCCAAUGAGCUCAAUGGCACCAACGGCGACGUGAAGGCGGAGGCGGAGCCCAUUGUUGAGAAGCGCAACAGCCUCAACCGAAACAGCGCACGGUUCGAGCGCGGGAGGAGGGUCACCCUCACAUCAAAUGCGGCCGCCGCAACCCCUGCGGAACCCAUAGGCGAGGAGGAUAGCACACCUACCGAGUCCCACGGAGUGACGUUGACCGACAAGCCCAUGGAUGACUAG
This is a messenger RNA of Neoarthrinium moseri, 2586 nucleotides long. RefSeq lists its product as uncharacterized. Gene Ontology annotation, biological process: small GTPase-mediated signal transduction; cytoskeleton organization. Lineage: Eukaryota; Fungi; Ascomycota; Sordariomycetes; Amphisphaeriales; Apiosporaceae. Gene Ontology annotation, cellular component: division septum; cell division site; cytoplasm. The record is from RefSeq and is a predicted model, not a curated record. Gene Ontology annotation, molecular function: GTPase activator activity. The transcript has 3 exons. The coding region runs from base 1 to 2586 and encodes 861 amino acids.